This is a messenger RNA of Penicillium olsonii, 1014 nucleotides long. The record is from the annotation of a GenBank genome assembly. Lineage: Eukaryota; Fungi; Ascomycota; Eurotiomycetes; Eurotiales; Aspergillaceae.
AUGGCCUCCCAAUCUAAUUCAACAAGCCGAGGUGGCUCGAAGACCUCCAGCCAGCCUAAUUUCGCCGACCCCAACUUUGACCCCGCCGACUUCCUCAAUGCCUCCCUAUCACCGUUAACCGUGGCAUCAUCACAGCCAAACGCCUCCCGCACACAAGGAUCAGUCCCUCUGACCGAGCUCUCUUCGCAAGUCCAAUCGCUGCUCUCCCAAAUCAGCGCCCAAAAUAUUCGCCUCUCAAGCACAUUAUCGCAACUGACAGACGAGAUCCUACGAAGCGGCGGACGACUAGCUUAUGAAGUUGAAGUGCUGCGAGGCGAAACAAUCGGUCUUUCUGAAACAUUGACCGAAGUGCUACACGAUGACAUCGCCAAAUUUGUCCCGGAAACCAGCGAGCGCAAGCCAGAACAGGCCGAGGACGCAUCGAAGGACGCACCAGAGGACGAGACCGAAACCACAGAACAAAACCCGCCUACUGUUUCAACAGACCCAGAAUAUGUCGCGAACCUCCGCACUCUGAACCAAGUGCGAUCGCGACUGGAAGAGGUCGUUCAGACCUUCGGCGACGCAAUGGAAUGGCCUCUACCCCCAUCCGAGCUCUCAUUCUCCUCAUCAUUCAUCUCAGUAUCCGGGCCUGAUCUCGGAGAAGACGGACACGAUCGUGAAGAAAAGGGCCAAGAAAUGAUGAAGAAGUUACGGGCCGAAGUGACAGAUUUACUGGAAAGUGAAGGCGGCGGACGCAAUGGGCUGGAGGCCGCUAAUCGUCGCGUUGAAGCUAUCCGGACGUUAGCGAAGGUGUGGAACAGCUCGGCAGAGGAGAAAGCUCGUAAUCGAUUUGUGGACAGCCUUGCGAAGAUUGUGGAUGACCGGCGCCGCAGUUUGGACCAGGUCGCGGAACAGAGUCGUUCCUCUUCUAAAACCAGACCCGAGGGCCGUCGGGAUAGUGAUAGUGGUGCGCCGGCUGGUGGACUCUUCCGGAAUCUGCAGCGGCUUCGCGAGGAGAUCUAUUUGGAGUGA